Messenger RNA from Rhodofomes roseus, 1830 nucleotides. RefSeq lists its product as uncharacterized. Bases 68 to 1747 code for a protein of 559 amino acids. The record is from RefSeq and is a predicted model, not a curated record. NCBI's taxonomy places the organism in Eukaryota, Fungi, Basidiomycota, Agaricomycetes, Polyporales, Fomitopsidaceae. The transcript is spliced from 3 exons.
CCAAUUCUCAUCUGGUCCGUACAGUGCAGGCAAAUAUCACCAAUAGGCUGUACCUGUGCCUCAGGAAAUGGCGUCAAGUUCAGUCCCACGCAAACCGUGCGUGCGAUGCCAUGAGACUGUGCACAAUCCCGCCAAGUUUCUCAUGGAGUGCUGCAAGUGCCUACGUGCCUGGCACCAUCCCUGUCAUAUCCCUCCUGUAGCUGAAGCAGAAGUCCUGCAGCGUAUUGACGCCGACUUGAGCAACCGGCCUGCGGAUGGACUGGGAAGCUGGGUCUGUCGUCGGUGCUCGAAACGAUCGAACGAUACAAGAGAGAUAGUUCCAACCAAUGCUCCUGUGAGAACUGUGGUCACUGCUCCAGAUGUAUCCUCUUCGUCGCGUGUAGCGAACGAGAGACCGUCAUCGCAUAUGCCUACACAGUUUGUGUCUCAAGCAUCGGAGUCACGACCGGAUCGAUCCACAAGUGCCAUAGACCUUGAAGGACCUGCUCGUUCAUAUGUCCAUGUCAACGAAUCUGUAUCGCUCCCCCUUGAACCGAUCAAAGAGGCAGAAGCAGUGCGUGCCUCCUCUUCUCAAGGACGACGCCGGGAAACACCACAUAUAGACCUGCUGCGGCCUCCCCCGUUGAAACGAGUGGCGACGAAGACUGCGAGUCGCUCUCGACAAGAUGCUCCAGCAGAUACCAACGCAGCUAAGAUCCGACCACCACUUCGCAGCUCACAGAUGCUGCAGCCUGACAUCCCGACUGAGCGCUCUUCGCCGGCAUUCUUGCUGCCAUCCUCAACUGCCUCCUCGCCCCCACUCACAUGUUCUCCCAGCAAUGAUACACCGUCGGUUUCCUCACAGGCGCCAUCACGGCUCUCUACUCCUGCUUCCAAUGCCACAUCUCUCUACGCAUCGUCGGCACCUCCUCCAUCGUCGCCUUCGCCCUCGUCCUCGACUCAACCAGAUAGCACCCCAACACCGAGUGUGCGAGCCAGUUCUCCGCGCAUUCCCUACGUCAUGAAGGGGAAGGAGAGGAUGCCAGACUUCCGCACCCUGAUCUCUGGUUUACGCGCAGCGGGUAAGCUGAAUGGUCCACCCGCCCUAGACCCAGAGGUGGUCCAAUCGGAUCAGAAGGACGCGGACUCGCUCUCUGACCAAGAGUCGACUCCGCGCCCUUCCGUUUCCGGCAGAUCUGCAAGAUAUGAUACGCACGACAUAGAUGAUCUAUAUGCCACGCCUCCCCCGACGUCCGAGUCUUCGCGUUCCCGCGGUCGAUAUGACACCCACGACAUCGACGAUAUGUAUGCAACCCCACAACCGGAACUGCGCAAUGUCCGUGCAGACACUCACAACAUCGACGACAUGUACGCCGAGCCCGCACUACCGGCACGCGCAACGCGGCCACCGAGCCGGUACGACACACAUGACAUCGACGACAUGUACGCAACUCCCGCGCCAGAGUCUAUCCGUGCUUCUAAGCCGGCUACUGCCUCCCGAAGUAUGGACGCGAGAAAGGACAGUCGUACACCACAGCGUCCGUCCGUACCGGAACUACGGCUCGUAUUCGAUUGGCAGAACGAGCGGUUCCCGAACGGGCGUGGAGACGCGGUCUCUGCGAUUUUGGAACACAGAAUGGAGCGAAUUGAGCUUCGGAAGGCAGAAUAUGAGCCGCGAAAGCCGAGGAAAGUGGCUGCUACGCAGCGGCUUGGAAAUAAAGACAAGCGGCGCAAGGAGGAUGAAGUACUUGUGUUCCAGACUGCAUGAUGAGAUAAGGUUUGAUGUACAUAUGUCACAAAGACUAAAGACCGCCACCGCUCCGCUCCUGCGAUAGCGGAGGCUUAGACGAA